AGUGGCUGAUAGAGGGGGAGAAUGAACGAGAGAGGGCUCGCGCUCCCUCCCUCCCCCUCUCUCCUCUCGAGCGCACCGACUGUGACUCCGCUCCCUCUCUCCUACAUUCAAACAUGGCGAAACUCUUUGCCAUUAUACCACCACCGUCACCCUCACCUUUCUCCAGUCCAUCGCUGUCAUCACCACCAACGCCAUCACCAUCUUCGCCACCAUCGUCACCGUUAUCUCCGGUAGCGUGAUGACCCGCGAGGAUGGAGAAGUUGUCGGCGAGCCUGUCGGAGAUCACUUGGAGCCCGUUGGCGCUGCCGCUGGACGCGGUGGUCAGCAAGUUCCGUCUGCCCACUCUGGUCCGCCUGGCCCACGGUGAAUGUGUGGAGGGUCUGUCAGAGGACGAUGUGGUGCUCUUACACUCCUGCCGUCAGUGGACCACAGUGACGGCCCACAGCUUAGAGGAGGGUCACUAUGUAAUUGGUCCCAAAAUUGACAUCCCUCUGCAGUAUCAGGGCAAAUUCAAGUUGCUGGAUGAAGACCGGGACGUCAGGGAUCCAGUCCAGUAUUUCUCUAGUGUGGAGGAGGUUGCUGGUGCCUUUCCAGACCGAGUUUUUGUCAUGGAGACGAUCACUUUCAGUGUCAAAGUUGUUUCAGGGGAAUUUAGUGAAGACAGUGAGCCCUACAGUUUCACUCUGCAGGCUGGAGAUGAGCUGUCGCUCAUGGGGAAAGCAGAGCUUCUCUGUGCCACUCCCUCAAAGGAAAAGACGGGACUGAGCGCGCUUCUUAGACGACUAGGAAAGACUCCCAGAAGUAAAACGCCCUGCCUGGUCUGCAUGAACCAUCGCACCAAUCAAAGUGUCAGUUUGCCCUUUGGCUGCCGUGGACGCUUCUGCACACGCUCUCCACUGGAGCAAGGCAUGCUGGGGGGGGAGCACACGGUGCGCAGCAUCAUCGAGAGAGUCCGCCUCCCCGUCAACGUGUCUGUGCCGUCGAGGCCGCCACGAAACCCCUACGACCGUCACGCAGUACGAGAGGGCCACCGCUACAAGCUGCUCAACAUAGUCAGCAAGACGGUGGUGCUCUGCAUGGUUCUCCGCCAUCAGGAAGUCUCCCCCUCCCACUUUUUGUUGCUGCGUUGCAUGCCCCGGUUUAAUGUGGCCGAGGCCUCCGUGCACAAAGCAGCAUUGGAGAGCCUUCUUCUGCGACAUGCAUUUGACCCAGAUGCCUACUCUCGUGCUGUUAGAGAAACUCGGCCAGAAUUGGAGUGUAUGACUGAGGAGUGUGUGAGCCCACGGCGCUCUCGCGUGUGCGUGUCGAGCCAGGACUCAUUGGCACCGGCACUGCAGCGUCUCUCAAUGUGCGGGUAUGUUGGUGGAGUCUCAGACAGCGUAUCUCAGCGCUGCAGGGACUCCCUUGGAGAGCGGCUAGGGGAGGGGCCAGGUGAGGAGAGGGAGUAUGUGACUCCUGAAUGGACUGAGGGUGAAAUGAGGACCGCUGAGGAAAUCCCUUAUGAGGAACUCUGGACCAAUCAAAAUGCAGAGGGCUUAGGAAAGGAGCCAAACCUCAUAUCCUUCCAUUCAUCUUCCUCACUGGAUGGUUCUCUUGGUACCGUGGUGACAAGAGUGUCUACCCCGCCACCUGUACCUCCAAAAUCUGAUGCUGUGAGAGAGGAGUGUCGCUAUUUGAUCGCCCCUCCAGUUCCCCCUCGUUGCUCCAAAGGAGGCUCCAUCUCCAGUCCAGCUCCCAGCCCUCCUGUUCCACCUCGCUUCCCCAAAACGUCCACCUCCCCGAGACCAAACAUCUCCUUUUACUCCUCUGGACUACAGGACAGUUGCUCCCCCUCCCCCGAUGCCUCCCUCUACUGUUACCCGUGCUCUUGGGGUGACUGCUCUGCCCCUAAUCCUACUAGUCCUGAGCCUGUCUCUGGCAUCCCUACAGACAACACAGCCAAUCCUCAGCCUGCACAAGCCACCUGGGCAGAGCCAUGGGUGGAUUCCUUCACUUCCUCUGGACUUCGACUCAGACCGCCACCCCCACAGAGUCGAUUUGCUCCCUUUGGGGCGUUGAACCCCUUCAACCGCCAGUCCCCUUGUCCCUCGCCUGAGCCUGCUCCCAAUUCCACAACAGAUUCUUCCAGAGGCGCGGAGGGUGGUGGGACAUCAACAGGAGUCCCUGAGGGGUUGUCCCCGCUCCCUGACCCUACCUGGCGACCUCCCGCUGACCUGUCUGCUCUGUCAUUGGAGGAAGUCUCAGCUUGCCUGCGGUUUAUUGGCCUAUCAGAGGCAGCGGUGUCCGUGUUCCAAAGGGAGCGAAUCGAUGGCAGCUUGCUGGUGCAGCUGACUGAAGAUAUCUUGUCACAUGACUUCCACCUGAGCCGACUCCAUGUGACCAAGAUCACACAAUUCAUACAGGGCUGGAGGCCCAAAAUCUAAUAUACACACUGUCCUGAGAAUGUGCCUGUUGGCUGCUGAGCCUCCCUGAAUGUGCCUUCCACUGUGACCAACUGGCUGCUGAGCCCAAUGAAUGAAACUGAAGGAAACAACGCCACACUGUGGUCAAACUGUAGAAUUGACACUUGACUGGCUCUAAUGCUCAAAGUCAGACUGACAUGUUUCCUGUCUGAAUCACAGUCUGGCACUACUUUACUAACAAAUGGCUACAACAGAGAGCUCCAGGAUAAAAGUGCCCUCUUUGGAACUUAAAGUCUGAUUUAAACAAUGUGUGGCGUUCACACCGUUCAACUUAGAAUUUGAUAUGCAGGGGAAAUUUCUAUCAUUUUACUUUAAAUGAGAUUUGAUGAAUGAACAGAAUUUCAGCACUUUUUAGACACUUUAUUUAGUCAUCAAUAGGUGUUAAAUUAAUUUCAAGACAAGGUAAUUUAAGGAAUUGUAACAUUUUGACCCUAUACAGGUCAUUUAGACAUCCUUCUUUAUUCACUGAGUUUCAGUGGAAUGUAAUUGGCACAGAUAAAGUGGGAGGUUGUUGUAAAUUAAAACUACCUUCAAAAGAACAAUGAGGAAAAUAUGAAAAAUAUCAGACCUCUGAGCAGUCAUUGACAAAAUUACUGAGGUUUUGGACUGAUUUUUUUUUGGUACAGGUCAGUCUAUGCUUCGGGAGGGAUGAUAUUUUUAUUAACAGUCCCUUUAAAGGUAACAAUGAGUGUUAUAGUAAAACUCAGAAAUGGAGUUGUAAGAGUACCUCAGAUUUCUCAUCCACAUAGAUUGAUCAAAGUCCUACAAUAUCAGGAAUUGUCACCACUCAGUUUCCUUGGAAAGCUAAUAUUUCUGCCACUACCUUUGCUGCCUUUUUCACCCACUGUUUUAGAUCCAUCUGUGAGUGCUUUGUUUCUGUUAUAAUCUCUUGUAACAUCUGCAGAUGACCUAAAAUAAAGACAGAAAAGCAACAGCGAGAGAGACAGGGGAGAAUUCUUCAUUGAACUUGCUCCACCUGGCCGAGCAUGAGGUUAUCAGCACAAACCUCAUCUUCAGAUAGCAGACAUUAGAAACUGAUAAUGAAUGUAGUCGAAUUUUGUAAUAAGUUAACACAGCUACUCUUUGCUUUUCUACAUAGCAUAAAAAAGCCCAAGUUAUUAAGUCUUGGACAGAACAGCUGUGAAGUUUGUUCAAUGAAUUAAAAAGAAACUCACAUAAAAAUGUAUAAUAAAUAAACAAAAAAAAAUUCUACCUAAAAUCACUGAGUCAGAAAAAUGAUAAUAAGCACAACACUUCAGUUUCUCUUCUUAGAGCAUUAAAAAUGAGAUGUUUUUACUAGAGAUGGACCGAUCCGAUAUUACGUAUCGGUAUCGGUCCGAUACUGACCUAAAUUACUGGAUCGG
Molecule: messenger RNA, 3826 nt
Organism: Maylandia zebra (zebra mbuna)
Lineage: Eukaryota; Metazoa; Chordata; Actinopteri; Cichliformes; Cichlidae
Gene: garem2
Product: GRB2 associated, regulator of MAPK1-like
Source: RefSeq, a predicted model, not a curated record